Messenger RNA from Xenia sp. Carnegie-2017, 1546 nucleotides. Its product is annotated as glutamine synthetase-like. Gene Ontology annotation, cellular component: cytoplasm. Lineage: Eukaryota; Metazoa; Cnidaria; Anthozoa; Malacalcyonacea; Xeniidae. The record is from RefSeq and is a predicted model, not a curated record. Bases 159 to 1232 code for a protein of 357 amino acids. Gene Ontology annotation, molecular function: glutamine synthetase activity. The transcript is spliced from 6 exons.
AUUUGUGACUAUUAAUGACAUAUCGCAUUUUUCGUGGCUUCAAUUGACCACAGUCAGUCGAUGCCAGUCAUUGCUAUCGACCGAAACGUAAGAAAAGUGUGAAGACAUUGGAAAAAGGAAUUUGUGCUCUUUUUUAAAGAAACCCUCGCUGAUUCAAAAUGGCAGACUCGCAGAAGUUGGAGAAGUACCUUGAAUUAGAUCAAGGAGGGAAUGUUCAGGUUAUGUACGUAUGGAUUGAUGGGACUGGUGAAAACCUUCGUUGCAAAACGAAAACAAUGAAUUUUGAGCCUAAGAGACCAGAAGAUUGCCCGAUAUGGAACUUUGAUGGAUCAAGCACUGGCCAGGCAAGUGGAAAAAAUAGCGACGUCUAUCUACACCCUGUUGCAUUGUUUGCAGACCCUUUCCGACGCGGUCCUAACAAACUGUUGUUGUGUGAGACGUAUGAUUUUGAUAAGAAACCGACAGAAAGUAACUGCAGAAAAAGUUGUAAAGAAGUAAUGGAAAAAGUUAAGGACGCUCAUCCGUGGUUCGGCAUUGAGCAAGAAUAUACGUUACUUGACACAAGCAAUCACCCGUACGGCUGGCCCGAGAGUGGCUAUCCUGCUCCACAAGGUCCUUAUUAUUGUGGGGUUGGUGCUGGUAAAGUGAUGGGAAGAAAUAUUGUCGAAGCUCAUUACAGAGCUUGCAUGUAUGCUGGAAUAAAAAUCGCUGGCUCAAAUGCUGAAGUCAUGCCCUCUCAGUGGGAGUAUCAAGUUGGUCCGUGUGAAGGGAUAGAAAUGGGGGAUCAUUUAUGGAUGUCAAGGUACAUUCUGCUUCGCGUAGCUGAAGAAUUUGGUAUUUGCGUCACCUUCGACCCGAAACCGAUACCUGGUGACUGGAAUGGUGCAGGAGCACAUACUAAUUUCAGUACCAUUUCCAUGAGAGAGAAAGGUGGUCUGACGCACAUUUACAAAGCGAUUGAAAAGCUGUCCAAAAUGCACGACCUCCAUAUAAAGUCAUACGAUCCCAAAGACGGAUUGGACAACAAGCGACGACUGACAGGUCGUCACGAGACUGCGGAUAUUAAUACCUUCUCCAGUGGAGUUGCAAAUCGCGGAGCUAGCGUACGCAUACCUAGGCAGUGCGCUGAGGAUGGUCAUGGUUAUCUAGAAGACCGUAGACCGGCUGCAAAUGCUGACCCGUACAAAGUGACAGAGAGAGUUGCUAGAACCGUUUGCGAUGUUUCUAAUUAAAACUGAAUGAAAUUUAUAAACUUUUUACGGCAGGUUGAAUUAGGAUAGAUAAGGUUUGAUUUUACUUAGAUAUAUUUCUUAGAUAUAUAUGCGGAUUUUCCUUUAUUAUGUUUUAUAGAAACUAACUAUGGUAAUGCUGGAAUUCAAUUAACACUACAAUCCAUAUAGCAAAAUUUACGUUCGGCGCUCAUAUACUAGGUUAACAACUCCAUGUCUUUAAUUGGUGUGAUUAGAAUUCUCAUUGAUACUAAAUCUGGUAUAAUUAGCAAGCAGAAUCAAUAAAAAUCUGGUUGACUUAAAUGCAUGUCAUUAAA